Molecule: messenger RNA, 1797 nt
Organism: Phialemonium atrogriseum
Lineage: Eukaryota; Fungi; Ascomycota; Sordariomycetes; Cephalothecales; Cephalothecaceae
Product: E3 ubiquitin-protein ligase complex slx8-rfp subunit slx8
Exons: 3
Coding region: 110-1300 (396 amino acids)
Molecular function (GO): SUMO-ubiquitin ligase activity
Source: RefSeq, a predicted model, not a curated record
CGUUAACUUCCUCACUUGCCUGCUUUGUGCACUUUGUGCAGGCGGCUGCUGUGGAAGACAAUGGCAGAAUAUGGGUUCUUUGCCAGCAUCUUAGACAAUAUCCUAUUUGAUGGCAGAGCUCGAUCCCCCAUACGUCUUUGGUAUAUACCCACCUCUGCCGCCGUUGCCAACGCCGCCACAGCGACGCGAUAGAUCAAUACUCCAGCAGCCGUUAUUGCCUCGAGCUCCGCACCUUUCUCGGCCUCCGCAGCGCUUGCCUCUCAACUCGCCGCCACUUUCCUCGUUACACACUCGCCCCGGCGUCCCGUCUACCGGAAGAGGCCAAUAUCCGCUUCCGGAUCCGUCGAGUCGCCUCCACUACGACCCACCAAGUGCGACUCCACUGUCCUCCCGUCCAUCUCCAAGCCUAGACACCCGGAGAGACAACAGUCGACCUUCAACUUUUCAGACCCUACCUACCCUGCCAACCACACCAAACGGGCCUCGCUCAAGCCAAGGUGACAAUUUACUCAACCGGCCCACUUGGGACUUUAUCUUCCUAACAGAGGCUGGCAUCGCGCCACCGAGAGAUCCAGAGAGCGACUACUUUCAAGCCCUUGUGGACGGCACUUUCUCCUCACCUUCAAUCCCGCCGCAGAGCCCCCACUCGGAGCAAUAUUUUUCCACGUCGGCUGAGUCUUCGCCUGGGCCAUCUGGAAGCUCGAUAAUCCCCGAUAUCUCUCGUCACCGGGAACCAACCACUAUGCCGACCACACGAGAGCGCAAGAGGCGCUCCUCUGAUGUGAUCGAAGUCGCGAGCCCCUCCACAAGUGAUCCAGCCCCAAAGAGAAGGCGCUCCCCCGGGGGGACUGCUCGAGCGCCCGAAGAAGGCGGGCAGCGGCAGGCCAAGCGACCUCGAGCCAGCGCCGCCAAGCUCGAGAGCGAAUUUGACGACGACUUGUUCUUCGACCGGGAUGAGGAGGACAUUAUCAACUUGGAGGACGCAGACGAACGCCCCAGGGAAAAGAGCGAACCCGAGGUGGACCGUCAUAGCAUUAAACUCGGCACUUUCCAGUGUGUGAUUUGCAUGGACGAUGCCACGGGCUUGACGGUCACUCAUUGUGGGCACCUCUUCUGCUCCGAAUGCCUGCAUUCUUCGCUCCACAUCGAUUUGACGAAGAAGAUAUGCCCCAUAUGUCGGCAAAAGCUCGACGCACGGCCUGUAUCUGGGAAGUUCUCGACUAGGGCAAAGGGAUUCUGGCCACUCGAGCUGAAGCUGAUGACGGCAAAGAGGAGCGGCAAGCGCCCUGCUGCUCGCUGACACCCCCGUCUUCAAACCUAGAGCCCUCCCGGGCUUUAGCUUCCCUUUGGACCCGGCCAUAUCUGUUGGCCGAUGAGAUUCCAUUUCCAACUCUCCAACAAUAUUCAGGGAGAAACGUUGUCGCCUACGGAUCCGGACAGCUGGGUCUGGGUGGGGGGGACGCUGACGGAAAGGGAGGAGGAGUGAGAGAAACAUUGCCCAUAGCGCGGGGCUUUAUUUCAAAACAUGGUCUCGAGCUAAUUUCGUUUUUGGGGGAUUUCCCCCCUCUGGGUAUUGGAUGGGACGGCAGGCUUUUGGGAUGGCCCCAUAAGAGGUUUCCCUUCAAGUUAGAUACCCCCAUUGCAUGCAUGCGUAACGAGGUGGACUUUGGCAUUUGACUGGCGUUUGCAUUGUGUCGUCCCUGGUGGGAAAAGGGGCAUAGCAUAGAUUUGGCAGUUAGGCGAAUGGUUCCCCUUUCUGGGUCUGGACCAACCCAAUUAGAAAUCUGAAGAACAUGG